AUGCAGGAGCUGCGGUGGGAGCAGGACCUCCAGGAGCUCAGCCUGAGCGCCAGGCUGCAGCAGGUGGGAGAGGAGAAGAAGUCCCUGAAGGAGCAGCUGGAGCAGGAGGAGGAGGCCAAGCACACCCUGGAGAAGCAGGUUGCCACCCUGCUCACCCAGUACCAGCAGCAUCGGGAGGAGUUGGCCUUUAUACUGGCUUCCAAGAGCUGUGAGACGCCGGAGAGUGAAGACAUUGUUCCUGCCAUUGAGUUUUUACUGGACCUACGGAACAUAGAGAAACUGCGGCGCCUGCUGAGUGCCGAAGCCUGGCAGAGAUUUGUGGCAGCAGCCAGUGUGCCCAGGGAGGAGGCAGAUACGCUGUAUGAAGAACUGAACCAGCUGAAAAGACUCAUGGCCACGGAGGACAAACAAAACCUGUCAGAUGAGCAGCGGCAUAGGGAGAUGUUUAUGAAGCAGUUUACUUGGCUGAAACAGGACCUCAAGUGGCGCAUAGCGCAUCUCCAUGCACUGGCUGACACUGUUGACAGAAUGCACAGGGGCUGUAUCAUCUCCCACGUGGUGGCCAGUUCCACCGGUGCUGUGUCUGGCACUCUAUUCAUCGUUGGCCUGUCCCUGGGACCCAUGACAGCCAGGGCCAGUCUGGUGCUUGCAGCAACCGGACUGGGAGCAAUGGCGACUGUGACCAGUGUGUCUGCCAGCGUCACAGAACGUGUAGGGAACACGUCAGCAAAAGCUGAAGCCUGUCGUCUGGUGUCUGAUGCCAUCGACUAUGAGGUGGCCAUGCAGGUUCUAAGUGAAAUCGUACCUGGAAUUGCUUCCUUAGCGAAGGGCAUCCUAUCCCUGUACAAGAUUGUGAAGAACGUCCGUGCCUCCAAUGUGGCCAAAGCUAAGCCUCUCAUAGAAGCGGAGGUCCGGUUUUUGGUGACCACAGUGAAGAUCUCAAUGCGAAGCAGCAGGGAACUACAGGCAGCUUUUGGGAUCAGUGCUCGAGAAGUGGCCAAAGGAGCCUGGAUCUUUGCUUUGGCCACUGCAGGUGUAUUCCUUCUGGAAGAUGCGAUCAGCCUUGUGAAGGAGACAAAACACUUGAAUGAAGGAUCAAAGUCAGACUCAGCUGCAGAGUUGAGGCAACAGGCCCAGGAGCUGGAGGGGAAGCUGGAGGAACUCAUCUGGAUUCAUGAGAUUCUGCAGGAGGCAGAGCUGGAGAACUACAAAAAGCAACUAUUCAGAAAGACGAAGGGUCUCCUGAGCUCCAAGUAUGAGAUGAAUGAGAGUGUCCAGAAUCUCGAAAAGUAUAAAAAAGCCCUGGAGGACCAGAGGGAAGAGAUGAAGACACAGCUUGAAAAGCUGGAGUCUGGGCUUCAGGCCACCAAAGAUGCCAGCCUGCAACUAGAGAUGAACUUGGACAUCAUGGUUCUCCGUGAUUAUGGAAAGUUGGGGCUUAUGGCCCAGAUGAAGGACUACAUGUGGGAGAUAGAGGAUACACGUGCUUCCCCCAAAGAGAUCCUGGCAAAGGCCAAGGAGAUCGAAAAGAAGAGGAAGAGCUUGGAGGCCAAGAUCAUUCAGCUGCAGGAGGAGAAAGGCAACCUUGAGAAGGCCAAGGAGACCCUGGAGCAUGAGAGAGGGGAGCUGGCUAAGGAGGUGAAGGUCCUGCUGCAGGAAAAAUGGGACUCAGAGCACAGGUGGCAGAAAUCAGAGGCCCAGCUGCAGGAGCUGCAGGUGAAGUUCAAGGAGGAAGAGCGAGUGCGCACACAGCUGCAGGCAGAGCUGGACAGAGUGACAGGCCUUCUGAGGCAGUCUGACAGCAAGUGUAGCCAGCUCACCAAGGACUUCUCCACUGUGAAGUCCCAGCUGCAGGAUACACAGGAGAUGCUGCAGCAGCAGGACCAGCAGAAGCAGGGCCUGUGCACCCAGCUGCAGCAGGUAGAAGAGAAGAGCUCUCUGAAGAAGCAGCUGGAGCAGGAGGAGGAGGCCAAGCACAACCUGGAGAAUCAGGUGAGCGACAUGAAGAAGAUGGAGGAUGGCCUGGGGUACCUGGAGAGCGCCGAGGAAGCCAAGAGGAAGCUCCAGAAGGACCUGGAGGGGCUGAGGCAGUGCUACGAGGAGAAGGUGGCUGCCUACGACAAGCUGGAGAAGACCAAGACGCGGCUGCAGCAGGAGCUAGAUGACCUGCUUGUGGACCUGGACCACCAGCGGCAGAGCGUCUCCAACCUGGAGAAGAAGCAGAAGAAGUUUGACCAGCUCCUGGCCAAGGAGAAGACCAUCUCAGCCCAGUAUGUGGAGGAGCGGGACCGGGCGAAGGCAGAAGCCCGUGAGAGGGAGACCAAGUUGCUGUCAUUGGCCCAGGCCCUGGAGGAGGCCGUGGAGCAGAAGGCAGAGCUGGAGCAGCUCAAGAAACAGUUCCGCACAGAGGUAGAGGACCUCAGGAGCUCCAAGGAUGACCUGGAAAAGAAUGUUCAUGAGCUGGAGAAGUUGAAGUAGGCCCUGGAUCAGCAAGUCGAAGAGAUGAAGACCCAGCUUGAGGAGCUGGAGGAUAAGCUUCAGGCCACCGAGGAUGCCAAGCUUGGGCUGGAAGUGAACCUGCAGGCCAUGAGAGCCCAGUUCGAGUCGGAUGUGAAGGAGGAUGAGCAGAGUGAGGAGCAGAAGCAGCAGCUGGCCAGACAGGUGUUGUCUCCCCGGGUGCGGGAGAUGGAGGCAUAGCUGGAAGAUGAGAGGAAGCAGAGUUCUAUGGCCAUGGCGGCUCGGAAGCAGCUGGAGAUGGACCUGAAGGACCUGGAGGCCAAGAUCGACUCUCCCAACAAGAACCGCACCAAACAGCUACAGAAGCUGCAGGCCCAAAGGAAGGGCCACAUGCAUGAGCUGGACGACAUGCAUGCGUCCCGCAAGGACCUGGUGCAGGCCAAGGAGAAUGAAAAGAAGCUGAAGAGCAUGGAGGCUGAGAUGAAUCAGCGCAGGAGGUGGUCUUGGGACAAAGAACUGGCAGCUGCCGAGCGUGCCAAGUGUCAGACCUGGUAGGAGUGGGACAAGCUGGCUGACGAGAUUGCCAACAGCAGUGGCAAAGGGGCCCUGACAUUGGAGGAGAAGAGGCGCCUGGAGGCCCGCAUCGCCCAGCUGGAGGAGAAGCUGGAGGAGGAGCAGGGCAACAUGGAGUUGGUGAACCACAGGCUGAAGAAGGCCAACCUGCAGAUUGACCAGAUCAACACUGACCUGAACCUGGAGCACAGCCAUGCUCAGAAGAACGAGGCCAGGCAGCAGCUGGAGCGCCAGAACAAGGAGCUCAAGGUCAAGCUGCAGGAGAUGGAGGGCACUGUCAAGUCCAAGUACAAGGCCUCCAUCACUGCCCUGGAGGCCAAGAUUGCACAAGCUGGACAAGGAGACCAAGUAGGUGUCCCUGUCCUGGAGCGCCAGGUGGCGAGCAAGCAGGUUCAUUCUGCCGAGAAGAAGCUGAAGGAUGUUUUGCUGCAGGUAGACGACGAGCACAGGAACGCGGAGCAGUUCAAGGACCAGGCUGACAAGGCAUCCACCCACCUGAAGUAGCUCAAUCGGCAGCUGCAGAAGGCUGAGGAGGAGGCCCAGAGGGCUAACGCCUCCCGCAGGAAGCUGCAGGGAGAGCUGGAGGACGCCAUCGACCGCGAGAUCACCUUCCUGAAGAACAAGCUCAGGCGUGGGGACCUGCCAUUGGCUGGUGAAAGCUCAGAGGAGGAGGUGGAUGGCUAA
This is a messenger RNA of Phyllostomus discolor (pale spear-nosed bat), 3714 nucleotides long. RefSeq names its product myosin-9-like. NCBI's taxonomy places the organism in Eukaryota, Metazoa, Chordata, Mammalia, Chiroptera, Phyllostomidae. Gene Ontology annotation, molecular function: lipid binding. Gene Ontology annotation, biological process: lipid transport; lipoprotein metabolic process. The record is from RefSeq and is a predicted model, not a curated record. Gene Ontology annotation, cellular component: membrane; myosin complex; extracellular region.